Molecule: messenger RNA, 1170 nt
Organism: Ochotona princeps (American pika)
Lineage: Eukaryota; Metazoa; Chordata; Mammalia; Lagomorpha; Ochotonidae
Exons: 8
Coding region: 43-960 (305 amino acids)
Molecular function (GO): methyltransferase activity
Source: RefSeq, a predicted model, not a curated record
CCGCGCCGCCGUCCUUGCUGCCGCAGCUGCACCAACUGCACCAUGGAGUUACGAUCGGCUCAGCAAGCCGUCCUCCAGCUCCUGCGGACCGUGGCUCCCGCCGACUUGUCCGCGCUGCUCCAGUGGAUGCGAACCACCCGAGAUUUUGAUGAGCUCACUGCUGAAAAUAAUGAUGUCAUAUUGAAAAGCAUCGCAGAAGACCUUCGCAGCUGCUUGCCUCUAGAAACUAUGCUCUCCUCAGAACAUCUGGCCAUUCGAAAAUUACAGGAGCAGCCAACACCUACAGUUCACGUUGAUGCAUUUCUUUAUGAUGAAGAUUUUAUUGAUUCAUUAUGUGAAAAAGGAAAAAUGAGCAGAAACUACUGUACAGUAUGCGGCUCACACCAGACAGCACCUUUAGGUAGGCACUCAGGAUUUAUUUCUCACUCCUUCUCCCUCAUGGAAUUGAAGUUCAUUUAUCAUCACGUACUCCCCGAUCUGUCCGGAAAGAUCUUGGUGGAUGUUGGCUCCAGGCUUGGCACAGUUCUUUAUGGGGGUUAUCUGUACAGUUCAGCAGCACACCUCUAUGGAGUGGAACUGAAUGGAGAUUUUUGCCAGUUGCAGGAAAUGGUCAUACAGAAAUACCAGUUCAGUGACAGAAUAAAGGUGCUUCACGCAGACAUCUGUACCCAGGGUUCACUUCUGCAAAAUGCCGAUGUCAUUAUAAUGAAUAAUGUCUUCGAAUACUUUCUUAAUGAGGCAGAACAGGCCAGAGCCUGGGAAUACAUCAGUCAUAACGUAAGGAAGCAAGGAUCCUUAUUAGUGACGGUGCCAAGUCUGGAGGAGUCUCUCUCAGGUCUUCAGACUAAUAUACAGUUAUCCUCCUGGGUUGAAGAGCUACCACUGAACUAUGAUGUAUACCCACAAAUGGAUAUUGACAGAGAAGCUCUUGAGCAAAUUCACUUAUAUAGGAUUUUAUAGCACUAAAAUAGUCCUACCUCAAUAUAAGGUCUCAUCAAGUAUGUUACAGAACAGUGAGAAAGAAACAUAUAUCAAUAUUCUAAUACAUCUCUUCCAGUGUGAUUACAUGUUUGUAAAUAGUUGUAUGUGUGUAUAAAAUAGUGCAUAUGUGUGUAUAUACAGGUACACAUGCAACUGUUUUGUGUUAAAGAAUUAAAAUAUUCAUCUGAA